AUGGGCGCCAAGGACCUUGCUGUUGUCGCCGCGUCCGUCGCGAUCACACUCCUCCUCACGCGCAUCUGGAGUUCGCGAAGAUGCACGCGCAGCCGCAACCGCAAGAAGCUGCCCCACCGCAUCAUUCUCGUGCGCCAUGGCCAGAGCGAAGGCAACGUCAACCCGGUCUUGUACCGCGACGUGCCCGACAACGCGAUGCCAUUGACGGACCUCGGGAAGCGCCAGGCGCGGGCUGCGGGCGAGGCCAUCAAGGCCAUCAUCGGCGACGAGUCCAUGCGCUGCAUCGUGUCGCCGUGCACGCGCACGAUUGAGACCUUUGAAGAGAUCAUGGCGGCGUGGGGCGACGCCGCAGCGAACAUCCCAUGGACCGAGGAGCCGCGCAUCCGCGAGCAGGACUUUGGCAACUUUCAAAAUCCCGACCAGAUCCGCGAAUGCAAAAUCCAGCGCCGCAAGUUUGGCGGCUUCUUUUAUCGCUUCCCGAGCGGCGAGUCGCCGGCCGAUGUCUACGACCGCAUCUCGUCCUUCCUCGAGUCGCUCCAUCGCAUGUUCAUGCGCAAGGCCGAGCAAAACUACGUGCUCGUCGCGCACGGCGUCACGAUCCGCAUCCUCCUCAUGCGCUACUUUCGGUACACGAUCGCCGAGUACGAAGCGCUCGAAAACUUCCACAACGCCGAGUUUGUGGUUCUCGAGCACAACGGCGACGGCGCGUUCCGGAUCGCAAAGAUCGUGCACCCGCAAGUCGACCCAUCGACGCUCGCCGUCUCGAUCCACGAGGCGCCGCACGUCCGCGUCCUAUCGAGUCGCGCCCACCGCGAGUCGUCGCUCUCGGCCUCGUACGACAAGCGAACGCUGUGCUGGGACGACAACCCGAUGUAGUCGACGUUAUAACACUAGGACAACAUGUUAGGAUGGUACAAGCUUGUACAUUGACUUUUCACCAAGUGCACACUCCGGGACCACCAAGGUCGCACCAAGCGCGGCUUGAAGCCGCUUCGAUCAGGACCUUGGUUGUUGUUGGGCGAUCUGCUCGUACUUCGGUCACGGCUGUAGCGCGAUAUGAGUUUGCACGGUGUCCUCCAUUGCCGCCGAGACAGAGGCGCAGCAGCCGACGUGUAGUCAGUCCACUGCCGUGCGCCAGCUAUGGAAGGGUGGGACUGGUGAUGCAAAGCGGGGCUUUCUUAUUUUUCUAACAUAAUCCGACAUAUUCGUGUCGAG
This is a messenger RNA of Saprolegnia diclina VS20, 1215 nucleotides long. RefSeq lists its product as hypothetical. Bases 1 to 876 code for a protein of 291 amino acids. The record is from RefSeq and is a predicted model, not a curated record. The transcript has 4 exons. Gene Ontology annotation, molecular function: phosphatase activity. Lineage: Eukaryota; Oomycota; Saprolegniomycetes; Saprolegniales; Saprolegniaceae.